Molecule: messenger RNA, 2707 nt
Organism: Haliotis rufescens (red abalone)
Lineage: Eukaryota; Metazoa; Mollusca; Gastropoda; Lepetellida; Haliotidae
Product: protein phosphatase 1 regulatory subunit 12A-like
Exons: 3
Coding region: 191-2131 (646 amino acids)
Biological process (GO): intracellular signal transduction
Molecular function (GO): protein binding
Source: RefSeq, a predicted model, not a curated record
CUCCUAGCAGUCUACCGCUGAAGAGCGAUGACAUCCGCACUUGGAAAGGAAGAUCGAGUAGGAUUUGGUCAAGGCAAAUGUUGCGCAAUAUCCACAACAAGACGGCAACAACAUACAACUUCUUGAAGGAGCAGUGUCAGUAGUAAUUACAUAGAGGUGAUUGUCAAGGAGUGUUUGAGAUACUCACAGGAUGGAUGACAGUGAUGAAGAAAGCAGUCUUCAUUCCGCCCUUGAGCUAGACAUGAAUCGUCUGAAGUCACUUGUGCAGGACAGGACACCAGCAGACAUAAGGGACUUCCUGGAGAACUACCCAACUACAGCUGACAUCUUGAACAAAGCACCCUGGGAGGAUGGGAAUCCAUUAGUGUGGGCGUGUCAGAGGAACGAGGAGGAGGUUGUGACCCUCCUGCUGGAACACGGGGCAGAUCCGAACUACGCGCAUCCCUGGAUGUGCGUUAUGCCGUUACACUACGCUUCGGAUCACAAAAAGAACAAUCUAGGCAUUGUCAGGAAACUGCUGGAGGCAGGCGCCAGGAUCAAUGAUGUGUGCCAUGGGAAAGAACGAACUGCUCUACAUUAUGCAUGUGAACAAAAUAACAAGGACGUUGUGGCUCUCCUUCUUGCUCAAGGUGCAGUUGUAGAUAUCAUGGAUGCUUUUAUGCGCUCUCCAUUAUGUAUAGUGAAGAGUUUGUCCAUAGCCAAGAUGUUGAUAGAUGCUGGGAGUGACGUUAACUGGUGUAACGGAUACCCUUUUCACCAUCAUGCUUGUGACGGAAAUAUUGAAAUGGUGGAGUUUCUUAUGAAAAAUGGUGCUUCUUUUAACAAGGACUUCAUCACACUGAUGUAUGCAUGUGGGGAAGGGUAUGGUCAUGGUAGGCUCUUGGAGCUGAUGAUUUCUCAAGGAGGGUCGUCUAAUGAAGCCUUGAGGUCGAUAGUAAUGGGAAACAAUGCCAAGAAUGUUCCCGAAGCUAUGGAAUAUCUUAUAAGUGUUGGAGCAUCUGUGAACCAUGAGAUUUAUUUGAAUUAUGGUUGGAGGCCAUUACAUAUGGCUUGUGGUCUCCACAGACUGGACAAGGUUCAGCUACUGCUGGACUGGGGAGCAAGGACACAAGGAACUGUUGGACCAGAAAGUGAAGGUAAGAAUAAUGAAGGAAAAGAAACUGAAGGAGAAGAAACCAUGGGAGCAGAAACUGAAGGUAAAAAUAUUGAAGGACAAGAAACUGAAGGAGAAGAAACUGUGGGAGCAGAAACUGAAGGUAAAAAUAUUGAAGGACAAGAAACUGAAGGAGAAGAAACUGUGGGAGCAGAAACUGAAGGUAAAAAUAUUGAAGGAAAAGAACCUGAAGGAGAAGAAACUGUGGGAGCAGAAACUGAAGGUAAAAAUAUUGAAGGACAAGAAACUGAAGGAGAAGAAACUGUGGGAGCAGAAACUGAAGGUAAAAAUAUUGAAGGACAAGAAACUGAAGGAGAAGAAACUGUGGGAGCAGAAACUGAAGGUAAAAAUAUUGAAGGAAAAGAACCUGAAGGAGAAGAAACUGUGGGAGCAGAAACUGAAGGUAAAAAUAUUGAAGGACAAGAAACUGAAGGAGAAGAAACUGUGGGAGCAGAAACUGAAGGUAAAAAUAUUGAAGGACAAGAACCUGAAGGAGAAGAAACUGGGGGAGCAGAAAGUACCAAAACUGAAGGACAAGACACUCAAGGACAAGACACUCAAGGACAAGAAAUGCAAACACAACGACAUGACCCUCGAGGACAAGAAACGCAAGGACCAAUGUUUCCAUCUCUAUUUCAGUCCUUGAAAGGCAACGCUGUUACUCGAAGAAAAAGGUCUAGGCCAAUAGCAGCAGAUGUUGUCAUCAGGAUGACAGAACUGCUCCAUGCUGCUGGCACUCCCCUGAAGGAGGCUGAUGUUGUGGCACUACAACCAUACCUAGAGCUCCAACAAGAACACAUUCAACAGAGAAUGACAUCAUUGCUGGCCUGGUAUCUCCACCAUCCAAGGACUCUGAGAGAGAUCUGCCGUAUUGCUAUCCGAGCAGCUGUUCCGCCCAAGAAAGACAGAAGCAUAGAUCGGUUAGCUCUUCCAUCUCAGUAUAAAGGUUACCUGAAAUUUAAUGACAUAAAUGGUUAGUAUUGAUAUAUGAUAUUUACAUAUUUAUCAUUUUGUCUGGUACUGGAUGGCAUUUCGCAUAUUUUCUCAUAUUGCACGCAUUUCUACUAUGUAUACUAUCACUACCAUAAUGUGCAUGUAUCAAGGGUUGAUACGUACAUGUACGUACAGGGUAUUGAAUUCAAUUUUAGCUAUAUACACAUUAUAUCAUGACAGGUUUAAGACUCCAAGAUAUUAUAUGUAUUUACUGGCAUUUAAAAAUAAACAUCAGUUACUGCUGGUUGUCGAGUGACCUGUGCAUUCAUAAACAUGACAAAAGAAAAUUGGAAAAUGUAUUCCUUUUAGUUUUUUAGAUAUUGAGUAUAAUAAUUGUCCCACUUGGAAUUUUCUUUUUAUAUGAACGAAACAUAUUUGGUAAGUCUCUUUGGUAAAUGCUCAUGUUUAUUAUAUACUGCUCAAAAGUAAUAAAGAACAUCGGAUUCCUUCAUAUAACUAUAGUUAAUCAAUCACGCCACAUAUUGUUGUGCAUUGAGCAAAAGUUGCUACAAAUAUUGAACAAAAACGUGUGAAUAAAUAUGGUUACUCAUUAACUAUUGU